AUGUAUCGUCGCAAGAAAGAUCAUAAACGUGGAAUUACCUACUCGCUCAUGCUAGUGGGUGACUCGGGCACUGGGAAAACAACUUUUGCGAACAAUUUGUUGGAAAUGGGUAUUUUCCCACACCAGUAUGAGAUUGAUGCGCCUAAAUUGGCCGAAAACAGCCGGGUGAAAGUGGUCAAGCCAACGAUGGUACUUUCUUACAAUUCAAAAAACGGAAUUCCGUCACAUAUGGCGCAGUUUGAUGCGUCACGCGAACAUUUUGAGCCUGGCGUUACGAUCACAUCGACAUCUAUGGAGAUCUCUACGGGCCAAGAACCGUUACCGUCGCGUUCGUCGGUUUCCAGUGAUAGCUCAUCAACAACCCAAAAUGGUGGCAUCAGCACGGACAAAAUUGCAUUUUCUUUGGUGAAAACAUACGGUUUGGGUGAGAAUAUCGACAAUACUUUGUGUUUUAACGAGAUCACGGCUUUUUUGGAGCAACAAUUCGAUCAAGUCUUGGGAGAAGAAACGCGUAUAAAGCGUAAUCCCAGAUUUGAAGACACAAGGGUUCACGUUGCACUCUACUUUAUCCCACCAACGGGUCACGGUUUGAGAGAAAUGGAUGUGGAAAUGAUGAAAAGACUUUCUCGCUAUACCAAUGUGCUCCCCAUUAUCUCCCGUGCAGAUUCAUUCACAAAGGAGGAACUUGCCAAGUAUAAAAAACAGAUAAUGGACGAUAUCGAGCGUUUCAAUGUCCCUGUUUACAAAUUCGAAGUUGAUCCCGAGGAAGACGAUAUGGAGACUGUUGAAGAAAAUCAAGCUCUUGCUAUGCUCCAACCUUUUGCCGUGAUGUGUUCUGAUGAGAGGAACGAAAAUGGUCAGUUUGUGAGACAUUAUCCAUGGGGUGAGGUAAAAGUCGACGAUGAUAGCUUCUCCGAUUUGCGAAUUCUCAAAAACGUACUGUUCGGUUCCCAUUUCCAGGAAUUCAAGGACACAACCCAAAAUUUCUUGUAUGAGAAUUAUAGAGCUGAAAAAUUGUCUUCGGUUUCCGAUUGGGAUGUGGACAAGGUUGGCGAUACUGCUGCUGAUAAAAGAAACUCUGCUGCGCCAAGUUUAUCAAAUUUUGCUUCCUUGAUAACGACAGGUCAGUUCAAGUCCUCAAAUUCUUUGGCUAUGCCUCCACGUUCGGACACUCCUACGACUCCAAAUUCGAAAGACAUCAACCAAGGUUUCGAUAUUGAAUCUCCUGCUUUGAGACAGGAAUCUCAGAGCAUAAGACUUGGUAAUGAAGAGAUUAUCAAUAAUAUAAAGAACUCUCCGAGAUCGUCCGCCCCCGGCUCGCCUGACAAGAGCAAAUUGAGAAACAUAUCAGAGACGGUUCCUUACGUUUUGAAGCACGAGCGUAUCAUAGCCAAACAGCAAAAGCUAGAAGAACUAGAAGCACAAUCUGCUAGGGAACUUCAGAAGCGCAUUCACGAUCUGGAAAAGAGAGCUGCGGAUUUGAAACUGAGGGAAAGGCUUUUACGCCAGCAGCAUUUGAAUGGCUCAAAUGCUUCCAUGAGAUCAAGGUCUUCUUCUAUUGCACAAGCCGCUCCAGUUCAAUCGACGCUGAAAAAAGAAGAAAGUGUAACUGACCUAGCAUCGAUAGUCAGCGGUAGAGCAUGA
Lachancea lanzarotensis is the source of this 1644-nucleotide messenger RNA. RefSeq names its product LALA0S12e03202g1_1 (gene SHS1). The transcript has a single exon. The record is from RefSeq and is a predicted model, not a curated record. Gene Ontology annotation, cellular component: cytosol; cell division site; septin ring. Gene Ontology annotation, molecular function: GTP binding; molecular adaptor activity; GTPase activity. NCBI's taxonomy places the organism in Eukaryota, Fungi, Ascomycota, Saccharomycetes, Saccharomycetales, Saccharomycetaceae. Gene Ontology annotation, biological process: cellular bud neck septin ring organization; actomyosin contractile ring assembly; cytoskeleton-dependent cytokinesis. Bases 1 to 1644 code for a protein of 547 amino acids.